GUGUCUAUAUACAUAUUCACAUAUGAAUUUUAUAACAUAAUCAAUAGAAAGAAAAAGAAAAAAAAAAUUUUAAACACAUGACAAAUGUAAACUAUAGGUAUUUGAGCAACAAGGACUAUAACUCAAAAUGCAAGAGGGACUUAGACAUGACUUCAUAUAAUUCAUUAACAGACUGAUUAUUCUUGGAUAAUAUCUUUUAUGGAUGAUAAAUAGUUGGUUAGGUUGCGUUAUUUUUUUCCCCAACCCGCAUUCUGCGAAGACCCACCCUACUCUGCCUCUGAUUGGCUGACCCUGAUAUUCUUACCCUAACUCCAACUAACUCUAACCAAUCUAACCAACGAAGGCAAGGAGUAUUAGCCAAUCAGAGGCAGAGUAGAGCGGGACUUCGCGGAAUACAGGUGGGUUAGAUUUAGGCAUGAGAAGUGAGAUUGGUUAGGAUAAGAAUAGCACGGUAAGCCAAUCAGAAGCAGAGGAGGGCGGGUCCUGACUUCGCCAUCCUAGGAAAAAAUAACUUCCGGUUAUUUAACUAGUGCUAACGCUGUGAUUAGCUUGACCUGGCUAAUAGUGAAGUCAUCGAGAUUGAAGUACAGUCGUAUUCUUAACUGCCCCCCCCCCCCCCCGUUUUCAACGUUUGUUUGAAAAAUGUCUGGACUUGUCUCGAUUUAUGAGGCAACAGCACACCGAGGACUCGUCCAUCCUUCCCUCGCGCUCAAACACGGAAACUGUCACAUUACAGCGCCCCCUUCGAUCAGAGUUCAACUAUAUUUUAUUAAUGUUGCUCUACUGAAGUUUAAAUAGGUUAAUGUUGGAUAUCACGAGUUCGAGUAAAGGUGCAAUUUAAUUGUGACACAUAUAAAAAGGGCUGUCAACGUUUAUUUUUAAGUUUAGUCUACAAUUUUAAUUUCAUACAAACAUUUUCAAGGCAAAUGCCAUGACACAUAACUUAGUUCACAGUAGACAUAGGAGGGUGCCAUAUGGGUAAAAUCCUCUAUUACUGUAUCAUUUUAUGUUUUGAUAUAUAUCAUACGUUUUCUUUAAAAUCAAGUGAAAAACCUUUGAUGGAUGUUCUGCUUUAGGCUAAUCCAGCAAAUUAAAAAAGCUGACAAAUCAAGAUAUAUGAAUGAUACAAUGCAAUGAUAUCACAAUUAGAUAAAAAUAGUAUAAAAACACAAUGUUGUUAUAAAGCUGUUCUGCUCAUAAAUUUACAACAUUGCCAACAAAGUUCAACUAUCAGAUAUAUCACAAGGAUACUUACCGCGGUACGAAUAGAAUUUGAUUUUAGACAAAUGAUAUUACAUUUUAUUUUAUUUUAUCAAAUGUGUACUCUCUCACUGUAUAUAUUGUCAUAUCACCCAACUAUAGCUUGAAGAACACAUAUAGCAUAUUUGUGGGUACUGGGGGGGUUGCAUAAGCAAUUUCACUAUCUAUACUUGACAACAUUAGUGAUUUUAAAAAAUGUUUUUAUUUGUGACCUCUGGUCGCCCAUUCAAAAUCUCCCACAAUCCACUGGUGGGCCACAACUCAGACUCCGUGAUGUGCAGUACAAUACAUCACAGACCACCCAUCUGAUAAACGCCACACUAGAACUCACUAGAGAAAGUUUUGUGAAUCAGUUAAUGUCAAGUGUAAAGUUAAUUAAAUGAACUUUGAAUGAAUCAAUAGGAAUUUCCAUGAGAACUUAAAGUAAGAGAGUGAUAAAAAAAAAAAAAAAGACUUUCAGGAGACAUUUUCACAUAUAUAGAGGGUGGUGGGAAUACAAGCUCUCUCUCUCUCUCACUCUCUCACACACAUACACACACACACAUGGUUUUGUAAUAUUGACAGAGCAGCCACCUCACAUAGAUAAGCAGUGGCAUGCUGGAGGGAGAUUUCUGAGUAAAAGCCAGAGGACAAGAGGGAUAUCCAGACAUGACUUCAAAUGAUGACUGCAGCCAAGAUGGAAAAUCAUUACACCAUAACACAGGAAACAAAGGUGGGCUUGCAUUAUUUUAACUGCCCUCAAAAUGCUUUUGCCAAACCUUCUGUGUCAGUUGUCCACUUUGAGCUCACAUCAAAGUUGUCUGUUUGUUCAGGAUCUAUGAGCACGGUCAGAGUUGGGUCCAGAAGUCUUCCCAUGUAUCCACUGUUGAUCAUGUGUUUAGGACUACUAAACAUUAUUCUGCUGUUAGCUGCAGUUGUUAUUGGGAUUUACUGUGGCAAAGUCCCUGAGGAAUACGCUCCCCACCAGAUAAAAGCACAAGAGCUCUUCAUAGAGGUGAAGCAUCUUCAGGCAAUGCAGAGUGAAGUCAUCAAAGCUGAAGAAGAGACACAUAAAGCGUUAAAGAAAGAGCUCAGCAACUUCCAGGCACUUCAACUGCAGUUAGAUCGGAACAAGACCCUCAGCGACGGCUUUCAGAGUCAGAUUGAGGCACUGCAAGUGGAGAAAGCAAUACUGCAGUCCAGUACCUCUGAUAUUUUGGCCAGUUGUGGUCGAUGCCUCCCAGGAUGGUUUUUAUUGAACACAUCAUGCUACUUCCAUUCUAAAUCAGAAUCCAGUCUUUUAAAAAACUGGCCAGACAGCAGAGCGGACUGUAUCCACCGUGGGGCCGACCUGGUUGUGAUUGAUAACUUGGAGGAGCAGAAAGGGCAUGAGCAGGUCAUGAAGAUUUAUAGGCAACGUGGACUGUGUUGUAGAUGUUUGGCCAAAAUUGUAAGCAUGAGUGGACACAGGUACCAGCCAGAGCCUGAUGGUGGCAGGGGUGAAGCCCACCAGAAGAUAUAAUAAAGUGCUGGCAUAAACAUAAUGUCAUAAACAUGUCAUAAAGAAGAUAAGGGACUUGCCUACUUGCCCACAGGAACAUGUUGGGGAGCAGGGUGAAGUAAGGUGAAGUAAGGUGACAAGGAGAUGAAAAAAAGGUGACGUAACUUGCCUUAAUGUUAAAAAGCUGUUUUGUGUGUGUUAGGUAAUUUUUCAUUAUAAACCAAUAUGUAAGUGUAAUCAAUAAAGGCACAUAAGCCUCUUUUAUUUUUUGAAUGUGAAAAGCAAAUUGAUAAAUAAUGGUGGAAGAAAAAGGUGAUGUUGAACAAAUGCCAGGGACUGUCCACUGAGAUCAUUGUUGGCAAUAUAUUAAAUUUGGUGGCACAUUGGGAGGCACUCUCCAGGGUAUAUAAGAUGAUGGUUUCCUAUUCAGUUUUUAGGGUUUUGCUUCAUGAACCAAGCCUCUGUUUACUGUAUUAGGCUAUUUGCACAGUAAAUCUAAUAUUGUACUGAACUCUGAACCGACUGAGUGUUUUUCUUCAACUUUGAAGUACUGUCUUUUAUUUUUGAGUUGUUUGACUAAUUUUGAGACUAAAAGAUGUUGUGUAGCUGAAGAUCUAUAAAGUUUUUUCAGUUACCACACAGACUGCAGUCUUAACACCCAUGCUUUUCCCGAUAUGUGCAAAUAUCUGCUAUGAAAAGGCCUAAAAGCUUUAGAUAAUGUUAGGAUGGUAUAUGAUAGGCAGGCUUGUGUUGCGAGUUAAUACUGUAAAGUUAUAUCUUUAAGGACCAAACUGUGCUGUUGUUUCCCAUCUGUUUAUUUAGGUCAAUCUUUCUGAGUUCCUACCAAAACUGGAUUCAAGACCAUCGUGGAGAAGGCAAGGGGGAGU
Molecule: messenger RNA, 3627 nt
Organism: Thunnus maccoyii (southern bluefin tuna)
Lineage: Eukaryota; Metazoa; Chordata; Actinopteri; Scombriformes; Scombridae
Product: C-type lectin domain family 4 member M-like
Exons: 4
Coding region: 1919-2761 (280 amino acids)
Source: RefSeq, a predicted model, not a curated record